UCGAUUUCUAUAAAAAAAUUUUUCAUAGUAGAGAUUUUAUUAAUGCUUCUUCGGCUACUAAAAAUACAUAAACAAAAUUUAUUAAGCAUACAAUUAAAUAAAUAAAAUUCAAUAAAUGUAAAAUUAAAUCAAAAUAAACCGAAAAUAUUCACUCUACAGUUAUACGGUUUGUGGCUGUCACUAAAAUGGGUUGCCAAUCUGAUUUUUUAUGGAAAAAAGCACAUGUCAACCGCUAAUAUUCAUAAACUAUUCUGCCGCCUUUGAAGUAGACAAAAUUGAAACGCGUGCCACUAACUUUUGCGUCUGUGUGUGCUCACCAGUAAUCUACAUAUUCCACAAUUUAGAUUAAAUUUAUCAAUUUAGUGAGAAUAUUUAGUUCAAAAAAACAUUAGGCGCUUAUCAAAAACUGUCCGUCCGUCCAUUCUACAGCAUGCACCAUUAAAGAGCUAUUCUGUAUUUUAAAAUGUAUUAACUAAUCAACAUAAAACAGCGAGAGCACAAGUGCGACAAUGUUAUUGAACUCUUUCGAAAAAUUGAGAAAAUAUCACAAUUCAGUUGCUCGCAAAAGUCUCGAUAUCUGACGCAUUCUGCGCUCACAUAAACAAAUAAGCACGCACACAUACAUGCAUACAUACAUACACACUUGUGGACAAAUUAAGAAACACAUGUCAUUGCUAGAUAUGAAUAAAAGUGGUGUGUACAUAAUCUGUUACAUAUGUACAUCUGUAUGUAUUUAUUUAUGGCGUCAACUCUGCCGAGACGCCAUUGACUUGUGCAUAUUAAUUUUACAAAAAUUCUUAAUAAACAUUUCAUACACAUUGGGCGCUCUCAAAUCUAGACUUUAAACAGCUGUCUAUAUAUUUAAUUUAAUAACAAAAAGCUCACAAUGAAAGCGCGACUUUGCAACAAUUUUGGUAGCUUUUAACCUUGAACCUGCUUUGGAUCGCUUAGAUUGACAAUUAACUCUGCCACUGCAAAAAGGAACAACAAAUAUAGAAAAUACUAACAUUUGAGACAUCAACAACAAAAAAGGAGAAAGAAAGGAAGACUUAAAUUUUCUAGUAUUUGGAACAAAUUACAUUGAAGUGUAAGAUUUACUACGAAAACAAAAGAAGUGAUCACAGGAAACGCCACAACAACUUUUUCGUUGCACACACUUGAGCAAGUGGCGAGUAAACAAAGCAAGCAUUAAAUACUUCAGAGCAACUUUUUUGUUUUCGCAUAGAAUAAAGACAUAAUAAAGUUUCGAAAACUGUUACAGACUUAAAAUAACACUGACAUAUAUGUACAUAUAUAAAUUGAUAAGACCAGCAAGCUGAAAUUCAGCCUUCAAGCAUAUCAAUCCAACAAACGCUGUAUACCGUACAUAAUUUGAUUUGAGCAAAAGGAAUCAUUUAAGUGACCUAGUCUAGCCUAUACGUGUUGAAACAAUAAGCAGUUAUAUAAACAAGAAGAGAAGAAAAAACAAUACACUUACACCAAAAACAAAACACAAAAAAAAAAAACGAAAAACCUAUUCACUAGUUUGACUGGGCAAAUGUAUAUCACUAACAGCAGCAACAUUGGUAUGGCCACGUUGUUGCAACAGAACAAGGCUACUUGUAUGAAGACCCUUAUCAAUGGCGGUGGCAAUGGCAGCAGCAAUGGCAAUAACGGAAACAACUCUGGAAUAGUUGUUGGUAAUAUUGUGAGUGGUGUUGGUGCGGGCACAUCACAAGUCGGCGGUACGGUUGCGACUGUUGCAAAUAUUGGUGGUCUGGGCAGUGGCGGUUUAGGUGGUAAUUUGGUACUGUCCCCUGGACAGGCUAUUGUUCUAACAAAUGGAGCAACCGGUGCUAGUAGUAUAAUCAACUAUCAACAAUAUCAACAGUUGUUGCAGCAACAGCAGCAUCAACAGCAGCAGCAGCAACAACAACAACAUAUAAACUCGGUUGCUACCACAACUGCAGCAGCAUCCGGUACACGAGUAUUAAUGCCUCACGAAAUGGUGACGCUUCCUAUUAGUAGUAUUGUAACAACUAGUGGGGGCGGUUUAGCCCUGAUAACCAGUGCAAAUACAGGUGGUGGAAGCCACGGUGCCACGGCCACACAAGGACACUUUUUGGUAGCGGCCACAGCAAGUCCUACGGUGCAACCCAUACAAACAACUACAAUGGGCUCGACAAACGCUAAUAUUAGUAGCUUUCAGCAGCAAUUUCAACAGCAAAUCGCCGCACAGCAUUCAACUACAAAUAAUGUAGUAUCAUCGGCUACGAAUAACCGUACCACUACGGUUUACACACAGCAACCAACUACUACAGGCGUAGUACAAACAGUGCCUACAACACGUUACUUUUCGCAAUUUAGUAAUCAACAACAGCCGACAUCUAGUAUUACAGCUGGAACUACAACGUCAACACUUGUCGCCGCUAAAACUGCUGGCAAUCGUACCAUCAUUAUUAAUCGCUCCAAUAAUACUAUAAUUGCUGGCAAUACAACACAACGUUUGCAACAUGCCAAAAUAUUGAAUAAACCACCGACGAAUAUUGCUGUGACACAGGCUUCGGUCAUAACGAAUGCUGUGCUCGCUAAUAAGUCACAAAUUAAUCAUAAUUCUCAAAUUCCUGCCAUUCAAGCUGUGAAGUUGCAACAACAACCGCAACGACAUCAUAUUACGGCCUUACAACAAAUCAAACAACAACAAUUGCUGCAACAGCAGCAACAACAAAAAAUACAACUCGUCAAGCCAAUAGUACACAGUAGCAGUUCGGUGACAACAAUUGCUACAAAAACAACAACGGUAGCCAACACCGCGGCAGCCACGCGCAAUGCAGCAUCGAGUGGGACAAUGGUCAAUGGUGGCAUAAAUUUAGUUCCUAACAACAAUAGUAUAGCCAGCAACAAUAGUAAUAAGAAUGUAAAUGUUGCAAGUGCCACAACGCCAGCAACAGUUACCAAAGCGUUGCCCAUGGCAGCUGUAUUUCCACAACAACAACAACAUCAACAAAUUCAGCUGCAGCAGCACCAUCAACAACACUUGCAGUUACAAAAUCAUCAGCAACAACAGCAACAACAACAACAACAUAAACAACAAAGCCAAAACCAAAGUCAACAGCUACAAUCUCAGCAACAACUUGUACAAGCGCAAGAGCAUAAACAAAUAGUUGCCCACUCACGCACCAUACCCGCCCAACCACACACUUCCACACCUGUCGCAACUAACAAAACUGCAAAUUCAGUUGCUGCAGCUCCAGCAGCUCCAGUAACUCAAGAAGCCACUGCUGGUACAGACGCCGCAAAUGCUGAACCCGAGGUCGAGCCCGAAAUCGACAUCGUCAUCAAUAAUGUUGUUUGUUCGUUCAGUGUACGUUGCCAUUUGAAUUUGCGUGAUAUCGCACUUAAGGGUUACAAUGUGGAGUAUCGUCGUGAAAACGGUAUGGUGACCAUGAAACUGCGGCGACCUUAUACGACUGCGUCCAUCUGGUCAUCGGGUCGUAUUACAUGUACGGGUGCUACAUCCGAGGAACAGGCAAAAAUUGCUGCACGUCGUUAUUCACGUUGUCUGGAAAAGCUCGGCUUUCGUGUGCGUUUUCAAAAUUUCCGUGUUGUUAAUGUGCUCGGCACUUGCAGCAUGCCAUGGGCUAUUAAGAUUUUAAAUUUCUCAGAACGGUACAAGAAAGAAGCCAGUUACGAGCCCGAAUUGCAUCCCGGUGUCACAUAUAAGCUGCGCUAUCCCAAGGCCACCUUGAAAAUAUUCUCCACCGGCAGUAUUACUGUGACUGCUGCCAGUGUUGCUAAUGUACAGGCUGCCAUUGAACAUAUAUUCCCGCUGGUCUAUGAGUUUCGUAAGAAGCGUUCACCCGAGGAGCUGGAACAGUUACGCAUUAAGCAACAACGUGCCGCUUCAGUAGAUGUUACCGAACUCGAGGAGGUGCUAAACACCGAUAUUGUCGUCGAAACAAAAACGGACACGUCAGUGCCAACAACAGUACAGCGCCGACGUAUAAGCAAUAGCGCACUUAAUAAUUUUAAACAAAAGCGCCGAAGAAUGGGCAGUGAUAUUGAAUUUGACGGCGGUGAGGAUGGUUCGCUGUUGGCCGCUGAGGAAAUCGAUGAUCCCACAGCAAAGGUGACCGAUGAUAAUAUUGUGAUGUACGAUCCGGAUGAUUUAAUUGAAGGACCCGAUGAUGAGGAUGAUCUUUAAAUAACAAAUGUGUGAGAUUUGUGCAUUAGUGCAUUAUUGAGUGAGAGAGCGGAUUUCGGGCAGCACAUUCAUGUCGUUUGAUUACGUAUUAUGGUUUCACAACAACAAAUUUCUAUACAAAUACAGAUAUUAAUAAACAAAGAAUGAGAGAAAAACGGAGUUUAUUACAAAUUGCCAAUGUAAUGCAAAGGAAAUUUUGAAGCAAUGGUGUAUAGAACAAAAAUAAAAUAUAUAUAUAUAUAGUAUAUAAAUUAUAAUGACAGUUGAAAGCAAUUUAAUUGACGACACACAAAUUACAUAUACAAAACAAGAAGAAAAAAACAAAUAUUCCAACACAUCAGCAACCAAAACAAAUCAACUUAGUUCUAAUCAAACAACUGAAGUUUGUCGUUAAACAAAAAUAUAUAAAAGCAUAAUUUCUUUUUAAUUUUUUUGUGAACGCGCACAUAAACUACAUAUAUACUACAUAUAUUUCUGUGUGUGUGUGUGUGUGCGCGCGUAUAUUUUAAGAACUCGUGUAUUAUCAAUACCAACAGCAGCAUGUAUAGAUACAUUUGUAUUUGUAAAUUUGUGCACUCCAAAUGUAUGGUGCUAAGGUUUCGAGUUCAAAUACGUUUAAUGAGAACAACACAAGCAAUGAAACAGUUUUGAGAAGUCUGCGAACUGCGAUCUACUCUACUAUGGGAAUUGUGAGCCAAAUAACUACAACUAUUUAUAAGGUAUUUUUAACUUCCAGUGUGCUUUGCUUAGUUACGUCGUUAUUAGCAGCGUUGAUUGUAAUUGCAACAGCUGUGACAAAAAGACGGAGCAACAUUUAAAUUAAAUGAUUUCGCUCGAGAGUAUGCGGCGAAUACAACUAAAUAAAAACAACACGAUUCAACCAAUAUUUGUUAGUUUACAAAAACAAAAAUAUUUGUAGAAUUUUACUAUAUAGUAUAUAGUAUGCAUAUACUAAUCAACUUAUCCUUGGUCGAAAAUUUAGUUUUAAGUUUAUUACUGAUUAGCUAAGUUAAGUUUAAACAAGAUAAGCAAGGACUAUUAGCACGUAUUCAAUUACAUGCAUAAGCAUGUAUGUAUGUAUGUAUGUAUACAUAUAUUGCGUUCAUAAGUGAAAGAAAAACCACCGCAAAACUAAUUAAACAAUUUAUUUAAAACACACUGAAGCAUAUUAAAUUCUAGCAUAAUUUAUUAAAACACUUUAUUAACUAAUGGGUUAGCAUGCAUACAGCAUACAUUGAGUUUUUACAUGUUACAAUUAUGUAUUGCGUAGAAAUAUUGAUUGCAAUUGAUUUAUUUAAUGAAUGAACAAUGUAAUAGUAACAAGCAUUUUAUUUAUUCGAAUCGAUUUGAGUUGCUCUUAAUUAUAUUAAUUAAUUCAAUUAUUUUGAAGCAUCAAUUAAAAUGAAAGAAUGCUUGGAUGUGUAGUAUAUAUAUAUAUAUGUCAUUAUAUAUAUAACAGUAUAUGUAUUUAAUUUAAUCAUAUCAUUUAUAUAUACCAACCAACCAUUAUUACUUUCAUAGCAUGGCAAUCAAAGACAGUACACACUGUUAUGCUAACAGCCAAUAGCCGCAUAGGCAUAACUAACAAUAGCAAGAAAAACGAAAAAAACUAUUUAAAUAAGACAUGUAAUUUAUAUAUAAACUAAAGAAAGAAAAAACUAAAAAAAUCAAAAUGCUAACAUAUUGUUUGCAAAAGAACGUAAUUAAUUAAUUAAUUAAUUAAGUGUACUUGUAGAUGGUACACUAAUUUACAUAAAUAUGGUAUAUGUAUAUGUGUAAAAAUCGAGUAUAUCUUCACUUAUCUGGUCACACUCAAACCAAUUACCUACAAACAAACAAACAAAAUAUAAUAGACAAACUAAAAGCAUAUAUUGUAUUUGUUAUAUUUAUAUACUAAGCACACAUACAUAAUCACUAAACAAAUUAAACUUAAGUUAAGUAAGUAAAUUAAUUUUCAAAUAAUGUAAAAAUUCUAUGCAAAUGAAACGCAAACGGUUAGUACUUGUUGUACUGGUAUGAGUUUGACAUGCAAGCAAGUUUUGAAUUAAUACCAACAAAGUGAGGUUAGAAACUGUUAGGCGUGGGUUUUGAAAUUGCUGUGUAAUUUCGUCGCACCGAAUUUCGAGUUUCAUUUAACACAUAAAUAAAGCCAAAACUGUAAAAUUACAAGCAAUUAUUUGCGCAUAAAAUGUAUUUUUUUUUUGAAGCCAGUAAAUACAAGCGUUUGCGACAUACUUAUAUAGUAUAUAGUUUGAGUAUAUAUAAUAAAUAAACUGUUUGCAAAAUACUCGUCGCAGCACAUGCUAGCUAGCUAUUUAUGCCUUGUAACUAAACAAAUACUAAUAAACAAUUAAACAAUUAUGUGCGCAUAAACAAAUUAAUUUUAUUUUUUUUUGUUCCUCUUCAUUUAAUUAAGUGUUUAUGCCUUGCAUAAUGUAAUGAAGAAAUAAUUAGUUAAUUGAGUAAUGUAUUAGCAGGAAUUAAAAGCAAUCUUUUUUUUUGUUUUUUCCAACUAUAUAUAUAUUGGAUAUGUAUGUAUUAUGUUUAUUAAACGCAAAAAAACGACCAAAACCAAUAUCACACAUACAACAUUAUGUAUUUUGAAUUAACUAACAUUUAUUAUUUAGACAUAAUAUGAAGAGCAAUGAACUAUUUUCGGUUUAAGCAUUUUGAGUAUUCGUUAAAUUAGAAAGCAAAAACAAAAAAGCAAAAUACAAAGAAAUUUAAUAAUAAUUGCAAUAUGUGUAAACUAAUAUAUGUAUACAUAUUAAUGUAAAACAACAAAAUACAACUAUCACAAUCAUAUACAAAAAACACACACAUAUACACGCUUACACAUACAUACACAUACUAACAACUUAUACAUAUGAGAAUGACACAUACUAUUAUAGAUAAAAACAAAAACAAAAACAAGUACAUACAUACAUAUACUAAAAAUACAUAUGAAUAUUUAAAAAAUUUAGUUUGUAAACACAAAUGAUGAACAUAUAAAUACAAAAAACAAACAAAAUAUUAUAUAUAUAUGAAAACCAAAUUCCUUAGAGCAAAUAAAGAAAAUGUUUAAACAAAAUGUAACGAAAAAGAAGAAAAAUUUACUCGAAUUAUUCAUAAAUGUAAUGAUGACUAGUUUGUACAUGCAAUUAUUUGAGUGGCAACAAUUUAUUAAAAUGCAAAAACAAAAAGAAAAUUAAAUAAUUAAAAAUUAAACACAAAAAGACUUGUAAAAUUGUAAACGGAUUGUGUAGCGAGUAAGUUGAGAGCAGCAAACGCGAAAGCAUAAGUCAAUCAUAAUUUGUAAAUCACAACAACAACAAAAGAAAAAAACUAAAAAAGGAGAGUACAGAACAAAACAAAAUGAGAAAGUCUGCCAGCAAAGCAUAUAUUCUACACAAAGCCUAUUUGAGUGCUAAUAAAUAAUGCAAAUAAUUGAACUCAUAUUAAAUAUUUGCUAAAAAUUAUGUACAAUGCAAUAAAAUAAAGAAGAACGCAAAAAAUUGGUUCAAAAUCUAAAGCGCUAAAAUUGAAAUGCUGAACUUAACGAUUUGAGUAUAUAUAACAAUACAGUUAUUUAUGAAAAUCGAAUUUGGUUGAGCAUAACAAGCAAGCAAAAGCAAUGAGAUAAUAACCUAAAAAUAAUUUUUGUGCUCACUAUUUCUAUAAAAUAAAAAGAAAAAAAUUGCUAAAAAUGCAAAAUAACAACAACAAAUUGUUAAGAAAUAUUUUUAAUUUUUUGCUCAUUAUUUCUUGAAUAUAAGCAUAAAAAACCUGCACAUUAGCGGCAUUAUUAUAACAGCAACAAAUUGCUGAGAAAAAGCUGUCUGUAAAAUUUCAAUCAGUAGUAGACUUUACACUUACAAACGUGGAACGGCAUUUUAGACACAACCACCUAAACGAAAGCCGAAUUAACUUUAGCAGAAUGCCAAAAAAUUAAAAUAAAAUAAAAAUAAUUAAUAAUAUAUAAGGUGAUAAAAUUAUAAAAAAAGCUAUUUUGUAAUAUGUAAAGUAAAAGUUAUGCAAACAAAAACAAAAAAGAAAAAAAAACAGCAACAAAUGGGCAUAAAUCAAUUAAAGGCCAAUGCAGCACACAGUACUAUGUUUUUUAUACUCUUCUUUUAGAAAUUGAAUAUUUGAAAAUGGCAAAUUGCAAAUCAUUGACUAAAAUUAGAUUUUCGCUAUGGCUGAAACCCUUAACGACUUUCACACGCGCUUGGUUUCAACACACUUACACACUUUUGAGGGAAUUUCGUAUUUUCCAAGUGAUUUGUAAAUGAAUUAAUUAAAACAAAUUUAAUUACUGUAUGCAUAAUCAAAUUAACGAUUAUUAAGGAAUGAAAUAACUGCCUUAAAAUGUAAAAGAAUAAAAUAUUAUAGAAAUACAAAUGAAAAAAUGAACAAACAAAAAAUAAAAUAACAAUAAAAACAACGUAGCUAUAACAGAGGAGAAAAUUAAAAGAAAAAUUUUAAUUAUUAUUACAAAAUUUGUAAUACACAAAUACAUACAUUUUGGCACUCUUGGGUAAAAAUGUAUAAUACAAUUAAAUUUUUUUGCGAAGAUUUACAAAAUUUUUGUUUGUUUGCAGUGUAAUUAAUUUUAGUUUCUUCUUUCUUUUCACUCAAAAUAAAAAAAAAAUCGAGCUUUAUUUAUUUUUAUUCGUUUUGUAAAGUUAAUUGUUUAUUUUUACAACAACAAUACUAUAGUAGUAGUUUAAUCAUAAUAGAAAAUAAUUGAAAAGGGAAUACAACAAAUAGUUUUGCUUUUCUUUUUUGCCGUAAAGACUGCGUUAUACCAACCAAGAAUGAAUGAAACAAAUAAUUAUUUUUUAAUAAAUAAGCGAAAUAUAAAUAUACAAAUGAAAAUAAGAAAAUUAAAACAAACAAAAAAUACUAUUUACAUAUUACAUACGUAAAUGUGUAACAAGUGAAUUCACACAAGAACUCACCUAAAUGUAAUUAAAUGCAUAAAUAAAUAAGAAAAAAAAGUGAACAAAAACAAAAUCAAGUGAAAGUCAAAGUGAGAAGGAAACUAGUUGAUAAGCCAAAUUACAAAACAACAAAUUACAGCAAGUUCUAGCAAUAAAGGAAAAGCCUUAAACAUUUGAGUAUAUUUGAAUGAAAAGAAAAGUUAAAAAUAAAAAUGAAUACAAAAACAUUUGCAAAGAAGAA
Messenger RNA from Zeugodacus cucurbitae (melon fly), 9346 nucleotides. RefSeq names its product ras-interacting protein RIP3 (gene Trf2). Gene Ontology annotation, molecular function: DNA binding; general transcription initiation factor activity. The record is from RefSeq and is a predicted model, not a curated record. Gene Ontology annotation, biological process: DNA-templated transcription initiation. NCBI's taxonomy places the organism in Eukaryota, Metazoa, Arthropoda, Insecta, Diptera, Tephritidae. The transcript has 5 exons. The coding region runs from base 1538 to 4183 and encodes 881 amino acids.